This is a messenger RNA of Lathyrus sativus (Indian pea), 945 nucleotides long. Lineage: Eukaryota; Viridiplantae; Streptophyta; Magnoliopsida; Fabales; Fabaceae. The record is from the annotation of a GenBank genome assembly.
AUGGAUGAAAAACCAAUUUUGCUUGAUCUUGAAACAUUGUACCUAGGAAUUCCAGAUGAAUCUGUUAACCUAACUUUUCAAGACCUUGCUAAUGUGAAGACAACAACAAGUAAUCAACAUGUUUCUGAAGUUGCUAGCAAUAUUCCAACAAGGGCGAAUUCGUCAUCGUCGUCGCCUUUACCCUCACUAGCCAAAAUACCUAGUCUUGAUUUUAGCAAAGGCUUAGAAGCUUCCAUUCAACACAACCAACAUCAUCAUCAUCAUCAUGAUAUUGGCCGUGGUGGCUCGCCGUGGGGUCAUUUUGGGCAACCACUAGAGGAGAAUCGUGUACAUGUACAUGAUGCUCCUCAAUUUAGUCAUACAAGUGGAGGUGCAAAAAGUCCUCGAGAUACAAAGAGUCCUCGAUCAAUGACCGGUGGAGAUGAUCGUUCGACGUAUAGUAUGAGUUAUGAUGAUGUGAGUAUGGCGUCUGGGAGAGGCAGUGGUGGACGACGUCGACCUGGAAUUCCUCACACUAAGAUUUGCACCAUUUGUAGUACCUAUGUUUAUGUCUUCCGUACUAGAUGUUUGGUAUGUGGCCGAGUUUAUUGCUGCAGAUGCGUGAAGCUAGGAAUGGGAGAGAUGGUAGAAGGAAGAAAAUGCAUAGAAUGUCUUGGAUUGAAAUUCAGCCAAAGGUACAUAGAAAGAGCAGGGAAGGUAGGGUGUUGCAAUUGGAGGUAUCCAAUAACAAUGAAGCAAGUUGAGCUCAUUUGUGCAGAAAAAGGACCAAGAAGGAGUAGAAGAUCACAUACUCAAAGUGGUGUGACAACUCCAAGAUCAAAAAGUCCUAUAACACCAAGAAGCCCUAUAGCACCUAGAAGCCCUCAUGCUAUUGGUAAUAGCAAUGAACACUCUUUUGUCUUGUCUUCUUCAUUUUCUCCUUUCUCUCCUCAUCAUAUCCUAUAG